AUGAAUUAAAGUAAUUAAAAUAUAGUGAAUAGACAUGGAUUUCAGUGCAAAACAGGAAUAAAUUAUUAUCAAAUUGGAAUUGUAAUUCUAUACAUUGGACAUUACAUGAUAAUCUUAUUUCAAACCUUAGAUUAUGUAAAUAUAUUAAUUCAAAUUUAUAAGAAUCAACUCUGGAUUUUGGUUUCAAUUUUUUCUUUUCUUAUCUCUUUAUUUUGGUUUAUUACUACAAGAAUCGAUCCUACUGAUCAUGAGAUUUAUAUUCAAUAUAAGCUGAGAGACAAAAAGUAAUAAAAUAAUAAUUGUGAUAGAGUCAAAUAUGAAACAAAAUUGAAUUGUUAUUGUAAAGUUUGUCAAGCUUAUGUGAAUACUCCAUCUAAACAUUGCAAACAAUGUAAUAGAUGUACAGAACUAUUUGAUCAUCAUUGUAUAUGGUUAAAUAAUUGCAUAGGGUUAAGGAAUUAUAAAUAUUUCUUUAUAUUAAUAGUACUUUUAGAACUUUAUUUAAUUACUGUAUUAAUAAUUUCAAUAUUUGUUAAUCAGAUAUUCAGCUAUGUAUUUAUGGGAGUGACUAUAAUUUUAAUAAUUCCUAUUACAUUUUUAGUUAUUCUGCAUAUUUAUUUAAAAUUUAAGAACAUGACAACAUAUGAUUAUAUUUUGAGUAAAAGGAAAAGUUAGUAGAAAUCAUCCAAAAAUAAAUAAUAAGAUAAGUUCUAAUAAGAAGGUACAUAAAAUUAAACUAAUUUACAAACUAAUAUAAUUUCUAGAAAUUAUAUGUAAUAAACAAAUUUGAAUGUUUAAAUUGCAAUACCAAAACCUCCUAAUAUAAUAAAAUAGGGUAUAGAUUGGGAUUAAGAGGAAGCAGAUGUAGAUGAAGUGGAGAGUUAUCAUGCAAAAGAACCAUUACCAUUACCUAGUUAAAAAAGUAGUGCAAGAUAAAUGGAUUCUUAAUGCAAUUCAGGACAUAGAAGAACUUGUCCUAAUACUUUAAGGUAUUUUAUUUAUAUACAUAUUUUAUUGUAGAGGAAAUGCUUCAACAAUUCAAUUAACUGAACAUAAACCAAUAAGAUCUUUGUUUAAUGUUAAAGAUUUUUAAUCAAUUAUUGAAAAUUAAAUGAUGAAUAAUGUGAAUGAAGGAUCUAUCAUUCAUUUUGAUUCAAAAAACUCAUAAAAAACUGACUAAAUAGAUAUCAAUAUAUGA
Messenger RNA from Paramecium sonneborni, 1198 nucleotides. Lineage: Eukaryota; Ciliophora; Oligohymenophorea; Peniculida; Parameciidae. The record is from the annotation of a GenBank genome assembly.